GCUGCGGGUCCCGGGGCUCGGCUGCCCGCCGCGGAGCGACCGAGGGGACGGGAGCGCGGCCAAACAGGUGUCUCGGGCGGCGGGCGAGCGGCCGCCCUUGCGCUCUCCUCUGCCCGGCGGCUCGGGCAGGAGGCGCCCGGGGCGGGCGGGCGGCUAGCGGUCCUGCCCCGCCGCCCCGCCCCGGCCUCCGCGCGCCCAGCGGCCGCCAGCCCUGCACUCAGGUGCGGGCACCUUCCGGCCGCUCGGAUCCCGAGUGCCUGCCUGUCGCCGGCUGGGGCGAGCUUUGUGUGCCGCUGGUUUAUUAUGGUUGCAAGUUUCCCUGCAGCUGAGUCGACUAGCCAGAAAUACACUCUCGGGAAAUGGCCUCUAAAUCUUGGGUGAAUUUUUUAACCUUCCUCUGUGGAUCAGCUAUAGGAUUUUUUUUAUGUUCUCAACUAUUCAGUAAUUUGUUGGGAGAACAGGGUGACACUCAGCCUAAUCUGCUUCAUAAUGAUCCUCAUGCUAGACAUUCGGAUGAUAAUGGACAGAGUCACCCCAAGGGACAAGUGAACUUCAAUGCAGACUCUAGCCAACAUAAAGAUGAGAACACGGACAUUGCUGAGAACCUCUAUCAGAAAGUUAAAAUUCUUUGUUGGGUUAUGACAAGCCCUCAAAACCUAGAGAAAAAGGCCAAACAUGUCAAAGCUACAUGGGCCCAGCGUUGUAAUAAAGUGUUAUUUAUGAGUUCAGAAGAAAAUCAAGACUUCCCUGCUGUGGGAUUGAAAACCAAAGAAGGCAGAGAGCAACUCUACUGGAAAACAAUUAAAGCUUUUCAGUAUGUGCAUGACCAUUAUUUAGAAGACGCUGAUUGGUUUAUGAAAGCCGAUGAUGACACUUACGUCAUACUGGACAAUCUAAGAUGGCUGCUGUCAAGGUAUAACCCUGAACAGCCCAUUUACUUCGGUAGGAGGUUUAAGCCGUAUGUGAAGCAGGGCUACAUGAGUGGAGGAGCAGGGUAUGUACUAAGCAAAGAAGCCUUGAGAAGGUUUGUUGAUGCAUUUAAAACAGAAAAAUGUACACAUAGUUCCUCCAUCGAAGACUUGGCACUGGGAAGGUGCAUGGAAAUUAUAAAUGUAGAAGCUGGAGAUUCCAGAGACACCACUGGGAAAGAAACUUUCCACCCAUUUGUACCAGAACACCACUUAAUCAAAGGUUAUCUACCAAAAACAUUUUGGUACUGGAAUUACAACUAUUAUCCUCCCGUAGAGGGUCCUGGUUGCUGUUCUGAUAUUGCAAUUUCUUUUCACUAUGUUGAUUCUACAACUAUGUAUGAAUUAGAAUACCUCGUUUAUCAUCUUCGCCCAUAUGGUUAUUUAUAUAGAUAUCAACCUGCCUUACCUGAGGAUAUACUAAAAGAAAUUAAUCAAGCAAACAAAAAAGAAGAUACAAAAGUAAAAUUGGGCAACCCUUGAAAGCAGAACGUGAGUGGACUGAGGUUAAAUGGUCUGCAUUGCACUGAAGGACUCCUUCCUUUCUGACCAAACCCUGAAAUCCCAUGAGGAACUCAUCUGAAGUGAACAUUCCAUAUAGAAAAUUUUCCAGUGGGUGACUGUAAUCUGAAGCAUUUAAAGAGCUGUGAAGUCUGUUAAAAUGUGUUUUGAUACAGUAAUAUAUAAAUAUAAAUAUAUACAUGAAGAAUUUGUGUUCUUCAAAUGGUGACAGAAGAGCUGGAAAGACUGUCCCUGUUCCUGACAGUGUGUGUUGUCACUAAAGCUGGAGUGGUUCAAUUUGUCAUCACCUACUGCACCGCACCAAUAGAACACAGUGCUGAACAGAUCUGCCUUAAAGUUAGAAAGAAGUACUGUUGCUCAGUAUACACUCUGCUCAUGUGUAUAUGAUACAAACCAGCCUCCCAAUUGCUGACUGAAAACUUCUCUGAUUAUAUUUCUUAUAAUUGGCAGUGUUUCCUCAAGAGGAAGUAGAAUAAGAAUGGCACCCUGAAGUUCACUAAUAAACCACAUUUUCUGAUUAUUAUGGGCCUUGACUGCAUUAUAUACUAGUUCUAUAUAUAAUUAACCUUGUACCAAGUCCCCACUGUCUCCUUUCUAAAUAUUUGACUCUUGAAUAGCAUUCUCACUACUAAUGCUUAUUUACUCAAAGUAUUGGCAGCAUUCUAUAAACAUGCAUUUAAAAAUAUUGUUCCCAAAUUCACCCUUUGUUAAUUGUGGGUAACUUAAUUAAAUUUAAUGCUAUUUGGACAAGCUUUUCUUGUAUUGGUACCACUCUUGGGAAUUAUUAAUGACACUGUAAAUUGAUUAUUUCAAAGUCUUUCCAACUACAUAAUUAUUGUUCCUUUUAUUUUCAUCCUGGGGAGAUGAAAUUUGUUGUGCCUUUCAUAACUUACUUAAAGCACUUUUAAAAUUAAUUUUUAUGUCUGAUGUGCCUGUUAACACUUGCAAAAAUUUUUGAAUGUGGCUUUUGGCCAGAAUUACUAACACUAGCAAGUAAAGAAAGAAUACAUUGACAAACUAAAACAUCAUAUACUUUAUUUAUAAAUAACAACUUACUUCAUGCUGAAUUCUUAUUUGGAGAUAAUUAUCUUGCCAGUGUAAUUCCAACAGCAGAGUCACAUUCAAAACUGCCGUCAGAAGGAAUCUGUGUAUCAUUCCAACCCCAGUGGCUGCUCAGAGUUCCUGACAGGAUACAAAAAAAAAAAUUUUUUUUUUGUCAUCUGCAGUACUGAGUGUAGAACAGAUAUUUUACAGAUUUUCCAUAAAAUUAUUUUUAAUUGUGAAUGAUUUACAUUAUGUUAAUUUUGCAUGAUUAUUACACCAUUGAAUCUGUAGUUUGGCUGAAUAAUAAGUAUAAAUAAUUUAUAUUUAUUGUGCCAAACCAUAACCUCUAUAGACAAUAUAUAUGAAGAGGUGUUUAUUUCAUUGGCUAGUUAUGGAUUACUGUCCACGUGACAAAAUCAAACCAACUUUACAAAUGACUUUUGUUUGAGUUGGUCUCAUGGUAGUGCUGUCUACUGGUGCCCUAGGCACUCUGGUCUGUUCUUUGAACAGCUCUUUACCAUUGUUUGGACAUGAAUUCGUCUGUGGCCUAUAUGUGUUACUCUUCUUUACUAGCAGAGUAAAUGAUUUCUCUGAAAACCUUAACAUUCAUUCAUAAGAAAUCAUUGCAAUGAAUCCUGGGCUACAAAGUCAAGCAGCCUGGCUGUUAAGUUCUCCAUCGCUAUUUAUGUGACCUUGAACAAUUCACUUAAUCUUUCUGUGCCUGAAUCUCCUCAUCUAAAAAUUAGGGAUAAUGAUACUACCUACCUCACAGGAUAUUAAAUGAGGAUUAUAAAUGAAUAGAUGUGAGAUUAUUAGAAUGUUGUCAGGCCCAGAACAGGACAUGGUUUUAAGUAUAAGGUUUUAUUCUAUUACCUUGGAGUGUAAAUAAUGUGAUUUAGAUCAAUGAAAUGAUCAAAUCAGAUCUGAAGGAAUAUUUUGCAUAUUUCUAACUGUAAUUAGUAUGUAGUAUACAUCUAGUGCCUGCUGUAUUUCAGGUACUGAUCUUAUUCUUUAAAUUUGUACUUAUCUUCACAAAUUGGGUAUUAUUCCCAUAUUGUAGAUGAGGAGACUGAGGCUCAAAGAAUUUUAUAAUGUUCCACUGUCAUAAUGCUAGUAAGGAAGAAGGCUGGGAUUUCUAGUCCAAAUCUGUGUGUUGUUUGUAUUAUGUCAGCUUUAGGGUUAGUCUCAUGUAGGUAUGUAUAUAUGUAUGUAUGUAUGUAUAUGUGGAGUAAUGAGAUAUGUAUACACACACAGAGACAUGUAUGAAUACUAUAUACCAUCUGGUACCUUUAGCCAGUAAUAGUCCAAGUGGUCAGAGAGCUAAAUUGGUAUGGUGAUUCUUAAGUUGUGAUUCUCACACCCUUACCUGGAGUUUGAGAUAGAGAUCUCGUGUUGGUUUUUAGCAUGAGGCCCUGGAGUAUGCAUUCAUAAACCAGAUGCCUUCUGGUGAGAGUUAUUAAAUUAGCACUGCUGGCAGCUUGUUGGAACUUGCAGCCCCUCUCCACCCCUCCCAGGUCACCUAAGUCAGAAACUCCAAGAUAGGGGCUAGCAGUUUGGUUUAAAGAAGACCUAAAGGUUAGUCUCAACAUAAUCCUGUGUUGAGAUCCAUUGCCUGUUUACCUACUUGAUUUUGGUGCACAUAGUCUUUGGAACACACUCAGGAUCUCUGCCCAGGAGAGAGGCAUUUUUCAAAGACUAAAACAUGUUUUAAAUCAGUGUAGUCCAGGACCAUACUGUAUUAAAAGUAAAAUGCUAUAGAGUUUAAAGGGUCAGUGCAUCAUUGGUUUUGGCAAAAUUCUUUACUUCCCUAUCAAAAUCUAUAAUCUUCCAAGUUGAGUCAUUUCACACUGAGCAAAAAGGGUUCAGUAAGCACUAAUAUGUACAUAUGGAUUCAUUAAAACAUAUGUAAAUUAAUAUCAUGAAAAAUGUCCACUAGAUAAAAAUUUCCAGUAGAAAUAGUAAAUGCUACUGUAUAAUGCACCAAGUAUUUUCUACUAGUUUACACCAUCAGCUUAAGUUUUGUCACUUUCAAAAUCAUUUGCCUAUCCUAUGAUCUAAUGAAGCAAAAUGUUUCUCCCAAGUAUAUGGUAGAGCACAUUAAACAAGGUUUGGUGGUGAUAAUGGUUUAUUUGCCAUCUUUUAGAUUAAGAUCUCUGUCAUCUGAAUGAUUGAUUGUAGUGUGGUUUCAAGGCAUAAGAUUUAAUAAAGUCUUAUGUUCUCUAUUAAUAAUAUGCUUAUGUUUUGCUAGUGGGAAAUUCAUAGAUACAAAGCAGAUUUUUGUCCCAGAGUUUGACUAUUUGAACAUAUCUAAAUUUCAGAGAUCAAUUUGUUACUAUAAAGGUUGACAAAAUAAAUCACUGACCAGUUCAUAUACUGUGUUUUGAAUGUGGUAAUUGGGUUUGAGCAUUAAGUUUGCUAACUGGUUGUUUUCAUAGUUAUUUCUUGAGUUUGAAUUUUUUUUACCCUCUUAGCCUGUCAAACUGUAUUGCUAGAUCGAGGCCCUGUUAUACUUGAAAGACAUCCUCACUUGGUUUGUCAGCUCCUACCUAGCUGUGUUCUUGGACUUUCAGUUCAGGAGGUCAUUGUUCUGUCUUUGAUACUUCCUUUCUUCCUGCCCCCCACUUUCUAACUCCUAAUAGUGCUUUCUCCUUGGGGUUGAUUUGGGUGAUCAAAACGUCUAUCAUUUGUGAUGCUUUUAAGCCUACCACAUUUAGGUUUCGCAUGAGACUGGAAAUACAACAGUAGUAUCUGCUGGCUCUCAGGCCACUUACCCUAAUUGAACAUGUGCAACCUAUAACGGCUCUACAUUGUUAAUUAAAAAAAAAGAAAAAAAAAUACAUUGACUUCACUUCUCUUGAUUUGUAGUAGGCUUGAUAGAAACAUUUGUGGGAAAUCUGGUAGACAAGCUGUGGUAUAUUUUACACUAAUGUAACGUCUAUUGAUUAAAGAUAACUUACGGUUGGUUAUAUAUCAGAGCUGUAUUGAAAUCUUAACACCAGUUGAAAUAAGAACUUCAUACAGAUUCAACUUAAAAGCAGCAUUACAGUUGAAUGUACUUUGUUUCAACUCCCUUACCUCCUAAGUUUUCAGUUACAUUAGUUAAAUUUGAGUAACUUUGCAGGGCGCUAUAAAUGAAUGAUCUACAUGAAGUGUUUUAUUAGAGGGAAACUAACCCCACUGCUAAGCAGUGUGUUGUAUUAUACAGUGAAUGUUUGUGUUUUGGAAUUUAAAAAUUAUUUAAAGUAAUAGUGUCAAUGAAGGGUUUAAAAAUGUCUGGUGACUUGCUUAUUUUAAGUGAUCACCAUUAAGUCAGAAAAAAAUGUAUUUUUAAAUGUUUUUUAAAGUGCCUUUUGAGAAUUUUUAAACAAUGGAUUCAAACAAGUGCAUAAAAUAAAUGACCAUGUUCAAAAUUG
Onychomys torridus (southern grasshopper mouse) is the source of this 5947-nucleotide messenger RNA. It is a transcript of the gene C1galt1, whose product is annotated as core 1 synthase, glycoprotein-N-acetylgalactosamine 3-beta-galactosyltransferase 1. NCBI's taxonomy places the organism in Eukaryota, Metazoa, Chordata, Mammalia, Rodentia, Cricetidae. The record is from RefSeq and is a predicted model, not a curated record. Gene Ontology annotation, cellular component: membrane. The transcript has 4 exons. Bases 360 to 1451 code for a protein of 363 amino acids. Gene Ontology annotation, molecular function: N-acetylgalactosaminide beta-1,3-galactosyltransferase activity.